Pollicipes pollicipes is the source of this 1088-nucleotide messenger RNA. Its product is annotated as tetratricopeptide repeat protein 39B. Lineage: Eukaryota; Metazoa; Arthropoda; Thecostraca; Pollicipedomorpha; Pollicipedidae. The transcript is spliced from 12 exons. The coding region runs from base 120 to 1088 and encodes 322 amino acids. The record is from RefSeq and is a predicted model, not a curated record.
GCGGCCUUGGCCGUAGCGGUCGCGGUAAGGGGUUUGAAGGUGGGGGGAGGUUGGGUGGGAUGCAACCGACCCAGCUGAUCUGGUAGAGGAUUCGCCAAGAACGUUACUGAUUGAAGAAAAUGGCAUCCAACGGCGCAGAGGAUGAUGAGUUUCAGGAUGCCGUGGAAGAACAAGCCACGAUCAAGCUGCCCGACCACCACGGGGCCAUGACGCUGGAGCGGGCGUUGGACGAAUGCCGCGUCGCCGUCCGCUACUUCUUCAACAACCAGUUCGACGAGGCGCGUGACCUGAUGCGGCCCUGGCGGGACUCCAGCAUCUACCACGCCAUGGGUUACGGAACUAUGCUCUACCUGCAGGCUAUCAUGACCUUUGACCCGCGGGACAUCGAGGCGGCCGUGGAGGUGCUGCGCGCCAGUGUGGAGGUGUGUAACCGCGCGCGGCGCAAGAGCACGCUCGGCGAGACCGUGACCAAAAUGGUGAAGAAGCCCGACUACCGUCUGUACACGGAAGAGGAGGCUCACGCCGAGCUCUGUUACGCUGAAUGUCUGCUCCUGCGGGCCGUGCUCAACUUUGUCGAGGAUGAGACGCUCAUCAGCCUGGUCAGAGGCGGUCUCAAGGUCAAGACGUGUUACACCCUGCUACCGAUGACCGCCGUGUUUGGGGCCGGCAGGGACUGCUGGCAGAUGCUGAAGCACAGGGACUGGACCGGCUCCAAGACCAAGCAACACUUUGAAGGCGGCGUCCGGCUCGGUGUGGGCACGUUCAAUUUGAUGAUCUCACAACUUCCGGCGAAAAUCUUGAGGUUGCUGGAAUUCGUCGGGUUUACUGGGAACAAGGCGAAAGAGGACGUGGGCCUGCGCGAGCUGGAGGCCGGCUUCGGGCUGGCGGACAGCAUCCACCGAUCGCUCUGCAGUCUGGUGCUGCUCGGCUACCACCUGGUGGCCACAUACUUCCUCAGCAACUCGGAGGGCGACCUGGCCGGCUCGGAGCGCAUCCUCUCCGAGGAGCUGGUGGUGAGGCUCAGCUCCCCCGCCGAGGGCCGUCGCGCGGAGGCGGGUGCGGAGGUGCUCCUUUCUGUGUCUAGAUGA